AUGAAGCUGUUGCUCCUGCUUCUUGCCAUAUUUGUGGCAACAGAACUGGUGAUGUCAGGCAAAAAUCCUGUCCUUCAAUGCAUGGGUAACAGAGGCUUCUGUAGGUCUACCUGCAAAAAGGACGAACAGCCCUACUUCUACUGCCGAACUUAUCAGACGUGCUGCCUCCAGCCCUACGUGCGGAUCAGCCUUGCCGGUGUAGAUGACACCAACUGGUCCUAUGAGAAACACUGGCCAAAGAUACCGUGA
Molecule: messenger RNA, 249 nt
Organism: Microtus ochrogaster (prairie vole)
Lineage: Eukaryota; Metazoa; Chordata; Mammalia; Rodentia; Cricetidae
Product: beta-defensin 19-like
Biological process (GO): defense response to Gram-positive bacterium; antifungal innate immune response; defense response to Gram-negative bacterium
Cellular component (GO): extracellular region
Molecular function (GO): lipopolysaccharide binding
Source: RefSeq, a predicted model, not a curated record